AUGGUGGAGGAGCUGCAGGAGGUGGUCCAGACCUACUCCUUCCCCUGCUCCCGGUGGCUGGCCAGCGGGGAGGAGGAUGGGGAGCUGGUGGUGGAGCUCCUGCCGGAGGACGCAGAGGAACUGGAGGAGAACUCGUACGAGGUGAGCGUCUUCACCGGGGACAUGCUCGGAGCCGGGACGGACGCCAACGUCUUCAUCGAUAUCUACGGCGAGAACGGAGACACGGGCGAACGCUCCCUGAGACGCUCCAACAACCUCAACAAGUUUGAGCGAGCACAGGAGGACGUGUUCACCAUCACAGCCAUAGAACUGGGCCCACUGAAGAAGCUACGCAUUCGCCAUGACAACAGCAAGUCGCACUCCUCCUGGUACCUGGACCGCGUGGAGAUAGUGGACACCAAGGACGACACCACGUACUACUUCCCAUGCAACCGCUGGCUGGCGGUGGACGAGGAUGACGGACAGAUCGCCAGGGAGCUGGUGCCCGUGGACGAGGCCUUCAUGAAGAGGGACGACGACGACGAGGGAGGCGGAGCCACGCUGGGUCUGGAGCAGAAAGCCAUGUCCACCACCUACAGCCUGAGGGUGAAGACCGGGGAGAAGAAACACGCCGGCACCGACGCCAACGUCUUCGCCAUCCUGUACGGAGAGAAAGACGACACAGGGAUAAUCAACCUGAGAGCGUGUAAGUCUCACAAGAACAAGUUUGAGCAGGGGAUGAUUGACGAGUUCACCGUGGAGGCAGUGGACAUGGGCGAACUGGAGAAGCUACGCAUCGGCCACGACAACUCAGGCGGGUCACCGGGGUGGUUUCUGGACUGGGUUGAGAUCGACGCCCCGUCCCAGGGCAUGAGACUCACGUUCCCAUGUGGCCGUUGGCUGGACAAGUCAGAGGACGACGGGGCCACAGUGAGGGACCUGUACCCAGCUGACCUGCAGACAGAGCUCUAUAUUCCAUUUGUGCCUUAUGAGAUCAAGACGUACACCAGCGAUGUGUUUGGGGCGGGGACGGACGCAGACGUGUUCAUCGUGCUGUACGGACGCAAGGGCCUCGCCACCCAGCAGAAACACCUGUGUGUCAACAAGAGAGAGAGGCGACUGUACUUCGAGAGAGGAGCUGAGGAUAUGUUCAUUGUAGAGUUGGAGGACGUGGGUGACGUCAUAGAGAAGAUCCGGAUUGGACACGACAACCAAGGUUCCAACCCCGGCUGGCACCUGGAUCGUGUGGAGAUCAGACGACUGCUCAGGAAAGGAAAGGGCUCGGAGACCACCAUCUUCCCUUACGAGAGCUGGCUGGCUCGCUCGGAGGAGGACGGGGAGACGGUGCGGGAGCUCGUCCCCUCUGACAUCAUCACGGAGAAGCUGCUCAGGGACGGCACGCUGAAAACCACCGAGACGGAGGUGGAGGACGCCCUGGAGACGCACAACUACACGGUGUCUGUGAGGACAGGGGACAUGUACGGGGGGGGGACGGACGCCAACGUCUUUCUGACCAUCUACGGAGACCUGGGGGACACCGGAGAACGCAAGCUCCGCAAGUCUGAGACCAACGGAAACAAGUUUGAGAGAGGAGCGGUGCGCGGCAGGGAAAUGGCCGCAGUCCGGCAUGAGAAUCAUCAACAUUUUUGAUUUGUUCUUAAACGACCA
Hypomesus transpacificus is the source of this 1647-nucleotide messenger RNA. RefSeq names its product lipoxygenase homology domain-containing protein 1-like. Lineage: Eukaryota; Metazoa; Chordata; Actinopteri; Osmeriformes; Osmeridae. Gene Ontology annotation, molecular function: protein binding. The coding region runs from base 1 to 1629 and encodes 542 amino acids. The transcript has 11 exons. The record is from RefSeq and is a predicted model, not a curated record.